Messenger RNA from Saprolegnia diclina VS20, 549 nucleotides. RefSeq lists its product as hypothetical. NCBI's taxonomy places the organism in Eukaryota, Oomycota, Saprolegniomycetes, Saprolegniales, Saprolegniaceae. Gene Ontology annotation, biological process: protein dephosphorylation. The record is from RefSeq and is a predicted model, not a curated record. The transcript has 8 exons. Gene Ontology annotation, cellular component: cytoplasm. Gene Ontology annotation, molecular function: phosphatase activity. Bases 1 to 549 code for a protein of 182 amino acids.
AUGGAAGCCCAGCGCAAGGACGAGGAGGUCGAUACCGAAUACGAGGAGCUCAUCCCGCCCGAGAACUUCGCCAUGGUCGAGCGUGGUCUCUACCGCAGCGGUUUUCCCAAGAAGAAGAACUUUGCCUUUGUCAAGACGCUCGGGCUCAAGAGCAUCUUAACGCUCGUGCUCGAAGACUACCCACUCGCCAACUGCGAAUUCAACAAGAUCCACGGCGUGACCUUGCUUCAGUUUGGUGUGCCCGGCAACAAGGAGCCGUUCGUGGACAUCCCAGAAAAGGGCAUUGCCGCCGCAUUGAGCGCUGUCUUGGACAAGCGCAACCAUCCGAUGCUCAUUCAUUGCAACAAGGGCAAGCAUCGAACGGGCUGCCUUGUCGGGUGCCUCCGAAAGGUGCAGCGCUGGGCGUUUAGCUCUGUGUUUGACGAGUACAUUCGCUUUUCGCACCCCAAGCCGCGCAUGAUGGACCAGCAGUUUAUCGAGCUAUUCAAUACGGACCUCGUCGAAGAGUCCGAGGAGACGGAGCGACCGGCGUGGCCAGGCUUGUCCUAA